CUGAUUUUUAUUGAAACAAACACACUGCUGAUAUGAAACGCAUGGAUUAUGGAUCUGAUAUGGAUAUGGUGCCAAAUCCUACUUUAUCUAAGUGUGUGCGCCAAUUCGUCGUUGCAUGACGUCGACGACGCUUCAUGUGAUGGAGCGUUUGAUAUUUAUUUUGUUUUGGACAGGUCAGGCAGUGUUUUCGGACAUUGGGAUGAUAUCUAUGGAUUUGUGGAGCAGCUCACCAACAGGUUUGUCAGUCCCAGGAUGAGGGUUUCCUACAUAGUCUUUUCAGCUAGAGCAGUUGUCAUACUGCCACUAACUGGAGACAGGUCGAAGAUAGACGAGGGUUUGGAGAAGCUGAGCCAAAUCAAACCUGCAGGUGAAACGUACAUGCAUGAAGGCAUGAAAGCGGUGUCGGAGCAGAUGAAGACACAAACUUCACCGUCAUCCAGCAUCAUCAUCGCUCUGACUGAUGGCAAGCUGGAGGUCUUCCCCUAUGAACUGACCGUACAGGAGGCUGACAAAGCCAGAGGAUAUGGAGCCAGAGUGUACUGUGUAGGGGUCAUGGACUUUGACCACAAACAGCUUGCUGACAUAGCAGACGGCAAAGAACAAGUCUACCCAGUGCUGUCCGGGUUUCAUGCCCUCAAAGACAUCGUCAACUCGAUCCUGAAGCAGACGUGUGCAGACGUCUUCACAAUAGAGCCGUCGAGUGUUUGUGUGAACGAGUCUUUCAGUGUGGUGCUGAGGGGCAGUGGCUUCAGCGGAUCCAGGAGGACAGACAACAUGCUCUGCUCCAUCACAGUCAACCACGAGACUUACAACCAGAAACCAAAAGUCGUUAGAGACGGCUAUCUGCUGUGUCCAGCUCCUGUUCUGCAUGAGGUCGGACAAUCAAUCGAAGUGCUGGUCAGCCUCAACAAUGGAAAAUCCUACAUCUCCAGUCCCAUUACUAUCUAUGCUACAUCGUGUUCAGAUGGGACCUGGGUGCUCUGGUUGCUGUUGGCUCUGUUGCUGUUGCUGGCUCUGGCUUUGUUCUGGUGGUUCUGGCCUCUCUGCUGCACUGUGGUGAUAAGAGACCCACCCCCGUCUCGACCUCCACCGCCCCCUCCUGUUAUUGAGCCAGAAGAAGAUCUUUCACCCACACACAGGUGGCCUACAGUGGAUGCUUCAUACUACGGAGGCAGAGGUCCUGGAGGAAUCAAACGCAUGGAGGUACGUUGGGGGCAGAUGGGGUCCACAGAGGAGGGAUCAAGACUAGAGAAAGCCAAAAAUGCAGUGGUCACAAUGCCGGAGGGAGUGGAGGAGCCCAUCAUGCUUCGACCCCCACCACGACCUCCUCCAGUCUACAACCCCGCAUCACAGUCCAAAUGGUACACUCCCAUCAAGGGGCGUUUUGAUGCAUUGCGGGCAUUACUUAGAAGACAGUAUGACAGAGUGGCAAUCAUGAGGCCGACACCUCAGGACAAGGGCCGCUGUAUUAACUUCACCAGAGUUCAGAGUCACUGAUGUUUAACCAUGAGGAUCAACACUUUUCACUUUUUUUCAGAUUUUGGCUAAAGAUAACUGACAUGUACUCUCAAGAGAUGAUUGUUCGGAUUCAACAUGCUUUGUAAAUAAAUGUCUUUACUUAUA
Anoplopoma fimbria (sablefish) is the source of this 1623-nucleotide messenger RNA. RefSeq names its product anthrax toxin receptor 2-like. The transcript has 17 exons. The record is from RefSeq and is a predicted model, not a curated record. Gene Ontology annotation, molecular function: signaling receptor activity. Lineage: Eukaryota; Metazoa; Chordata; Actinopteri; Perciformes; Anoplopomatidae. Bases 49 to 1497 code for a protein of 482 amino acids. Gene Ontology annotation, cellular component: membrane.